This is a messenger RNA of Rhinolophus ferrumequinum (greater horseshoe bat), 2920 nucleotides long. RefSeq names its product zinc finger protein 169-like. Gene Ontology annotation, biological process: negative regulation of transcription by RNA polymerase II. Gene Ontology annotation, molecular function: RNA polymerase II cis-regulatory region sequence-specific DNA binding; DNA-binding transcription repressor activity, RNA polymerase II-specific. Bases 678 to 2486 code for a protein of 602 amino acids. The transcript has 6 exons. Lineage: Eukaryota; Metazoa; Chordata; Mammalia; Chiroptera; Rhinolophidae. The record is from RefSeq and is a predicted model, not a curated record.
CGCAGAGUCCUGCCCUGUAGGGGCCGGGAAUAGUUCGCGUAAUUUGGGGAACACGGGCACCCUUGGCUCGGAGCAGACGUCCCCACAGUUGUAGCCGGGAGGCUCGGGCUUCCUUCUUGGGUGUUCAUGGGGGGCGAGCGGCUGGGUGGUGCCCACCGUGGUGGUGGAGGUCCCGCUUGACCCCCGAGGACCCGGGUUUGGGGGGAAGCGUUGGCCUAGAGCAAACCAGAUUUGAAUGGUGAGGGGCUGCUGGGGCGAGUGACCGGGGUCGGCGACCUCGGAGCCCUGGGGAAAAUGAAACGGCCUAGUGGAGUCAGCCAUGUGCUGGCUUGCGUCGGAGUCCUUGUGCCCCCCAUGAGCUUCGGGACACAGAACUUUCACCAAACCCCACGGUGCUGCUGGUUGACCCCUUGAAUUACUCGGGGUGAAGCAGGGUGAAGAGGACCCAGCUGCAGGCUUGGGAGUUUCCAGCCUGCAGUCUGGGCUGGGAGAGAAUCCUGAGGCUGGAGCUGCUUCUGUUGUGCCCAAGUCGGCCCAGGAGCGCCCUGAGCUCCCUCCAAGUCCAGCGGGGCUGCCUAUGAGGGAAGGGAGAACUCCUAGGGGCCUGUAAGCCCCGUCUCAGCUCUGCCUCUGCAACUUGACUGUUCUCUAGGAAGAGCACUCAGCAGGCCAGGAAUAUGGCCCCAGGGCUCCUGACAAUCAGGGACGAGGCACUAAUGGCCUUCCGGGAUGUAGCUGUGGCCUUCACCCGGAAAGAGUGGAAGCUACUAAGUCCUGCUCAGAGGAUCCUAUAUCGGGAUGUAAUGCUGGAGAACUACAGCCACUUGGUGUCGCUGGGAAUUGCCUUUUCCAAACCCAAACUCAUCACACAACUGGAGCAAGGGGACGAGCCCUGGAGAGAGGAGAGCGAAUGUCUUCUGGACCUUUGUGUAGCAGAACCAAGGAAAGAAUUCCAGCCCCGUCUGUCCUACCCGGUGGCCUUUUCCACUCCGCAGCUCCUCAGAAAAUAUGUGCUGUGCGGUCAUCCCCCGCAAAUCCUGCCAAGCUCUUCUGCAGGGAGCCACUUCCCACUAGAAGUUCCAAGCUGCUCAAGUGAGAAAGCAGACGAUGGAGGGAGAGGAAACUCUGACACCAUUUUCAGGAGGCUGCCACAGAAUGGGAGUUCGAGUGUAUUCUUCAGCCCAUUUCAAGCUCAGCCAGUAGACAGAAUAGUAGGUAACAGAGGCGGAGGAAUAGACCAGGGGCUGACCUCUGAGGAGGCAGACACAAUGUUGACGGAAGCAAACAUCUCAGAAUCUGGAGCAGUGAUAUGUGGAAAGUAUAGACUAGGCCUUAGCACAAACGUCAGCCUCUUUAGCCUCCAGAAGCAUCAUGUGUGCCCUGAAUGUGGCAGAGGCUUCUGUCAGAGGUCAGACCUCCUCAAGCACCAGAGGAUGCACACAGGGGAGAAGCCUUACAGUUGUAGGGAGUGUGGGCGGGGCUUUGGCCGGAAGUCCUCCCUCACCAUACACCAGAGGAAACACUCGGGGGAGAAACCGUACAUGUGCAGGGAAUGCGGGCGACACUUCAGGUACACGUCCUCGCUCACCAACCACAAGAGGAUACACUCUGGGGAGAGACCUUUUGUGUGUCAGGAGUGUGGGCGAGGCUUUCGCCAGAAGAUUGCCCUCAUCCUGCACCAGAGGACACACCUGGAGGAAAAGCCCUUCGUGUGUCCCGAGUGUGGGAGAGGCUUCUGCCAGAAGGCAUCGCUUCUCCAGCACCGCAGCUCACAUUCAGGUGAGAGGCCCUUCUUGUGCCUCGAGUGUGGGCGUGGCUUCAGGCAGCAGUCGCUGCUCCUCAGUCACCAGGUCACACAUUCAGGGGAGAAGCCUUAUGUUUGUGCUGAGUGUGGGCACGGUUUUCGCCAGAAGGUCACCCUCAUCAGACACCAGAGGACACACACAGGGGAGAAGCCUUACCUGUGCUCUGAGUGUGGGCGUGGCUUUAGCCAGAAGGUCUCCCUCAUGGGACACCAGAGGACGCACACAGGGGAGAAGCCUUACGUGUGCCCCGAGUGUGGGAGGGGCUUUGGUCAGAAGGUCACCCUCAUCAGACACCAGAGGACACACACAGGGGAGAAGCCUUACCUGUGCUCCGAAUGUGGACGCACCUUUGGCUUCAAGUCACUCCUCACCAGACACCAGAGGACACACUCAGGGGAGGAGGCUGAUGUGUACAGAGUGUGUGAGCGAGGACUUAGCCAGAAGGCCCUGCUCACAUCUGAUCAGAAGACACACUCAGCACAGAAGCCAUGUGUGUGUGGUGAGUGUGGGCGUGGCUUUGGCUUCAAGUCAGCCCUCCUCAGACACCAGCGGACUCAUUCGGGAGAGAAGCCAUACAUAUGCAGGGAGUGCGGCCGUGGCUUCAGCCAGAAGUCUCACCUCCACAGACACAGGAGGACCAAGUCCGGCCAUCACCCCCUGCCACAAGAGCUGUUCUCCUGACCUUUACCUCCCAUGAGUGUGAAGAUGGCAGAAGUCACUAGGAAAUGUUCUACUUUGCUCAAAUGCAGUGGAGAAAAAUAUAUACUGCAUUCUUUUAGUCAUCAGAUCACUGAUUUAUGGUCUCCCUCCUGUGCUAGCAAUGUGUUUUAUUUGCUAGGGCUGCCAUAAUAAAAUAGCAUAGGAUUGGUGCCUUAAAGAACAAACUUCUUUUCUACAGUUUUUGAGACAAGAUAUCCAAGAUCAAUGUGUAAAUAGUUUGGUUUCUACUGAAGCUCCCUCCUCGGCUUGCAGAUGUGACUGCAUUCUUGUUGUGUCCUCACAUGGCCUUUAUUCUGUGUGGGUGCUUUCCUGGUAUCUCUCCCUCUUUUAAGGACAUCAGCCAUAUUGGGUUAGAGAACUUUUAAAGACCCUGUCAUUAAAUAACUCACAUUGUA